ACCCGCCAAGAGUUUUGGGUAGCCGCGAAAAACCCCCAUCUUCAAACAUUUGAACUCUCGAGGAGCCUGAGCUGCAAUGGUGGAGUUUCAGAACUCCGAUCCAAUUCUUUGGGGAGAAGCUCUCUCUUCUUAUCCAUCCCAAAUCGAAGCCCUGGGCAAGCCCAAUUUGGUUUCUCUCGACCAUUUUUACCGAAACGAACUCCCCAAUCUUCUCCACAAACGUAACCCUAACCCUUACAUCACUACUCCCGAGCUCUCCAAGCUCAUGCAAUGGAAGCUCACCCGUGGCAAAUGGAGGCCGCGUCUCUUGGACUUCGUUUCAUCGUUGGACGAAUCGCUCGUCAAAUUGGCCUCUCAGAAGGCCUUCCAAUGCCUUCCUGAUAUUUCCAAAGCCGUGUCUGAGCUUACGCCGCUCAAGGGCGUCGGUCCCGCCACUGCCUCGGCGGUUCUCGCUGCUUACGCGCCGGACGUUGCGCCUUUCAUGUCGGAUGAGGCUAUGGAGGCGGCCCUUGGCAACUCCAAGGAUUAUUCGUUGAAGCAGUACUUAUCCUUCGCAAAUACGUUGCAAGAGAAAGCCAAGGAACUGAGCUCAGACGGACAAAUUUUCACACCAUCUGAUGUAGAGAGGGCUUUGUGGAGUUCAGCAACAGGGGAAAAAUUGAAAGCUUCACAAUCACAAUUAGAACCCAAGAAUGGAAGUGGCGCUAAAAGAAAGAGAAAAACUUGACGUCCGCUGGUCAAGUAACAGCCUCUACCACUGCUUUUUUUGGACAUCAUKUUGUAGUUGGCGUUUCAGGUUCCUUCACUACAACUUAUUUCUAUUCCUAACGUAUAAAAUAAACAUUGCCUUCCAGUUCAUGUUCUAACUUAUUCACAUCCUUUCAAUCGCUA
This is a messenger RNA of Momordica charantia (bitter melon), 891 nucleotides long. Its product is annotated as DNA binding protein. The record is from RefSeq and is a predicted model, not a curated record. NCBI's taxonomy places the organism in Eukaryota, Viridiplantae, Streptophyta, Magnoliopsida, Cucurbitales, Cucurbitaceae.